UGUGGCGAUGUAACGUAUCACUCAGACAGGGAACUUUAUUAAAUGUACUUAGUGUUAGCCGCGGUUUAUAAAGGAAUAUACACUUCCUUAUUUCAUAUUGAUAACAAAGCCAAAAUGUUAAAAGGCAUACGGGCGUAAUGAAAUGUAGAAGUAUCGUGUCAACCUAUGUUCCUAUUCUUGUCAGCUGUUUGUAUUUUACGUUCUCUAAUGAAAAGUGCUCCAGAUAUGAAGGUGGAUGUUGUCCUGGUUACGAAUGGAAUAACGACUUAGGAAACUGUACAGAGUGUAACAUUGGAUAUUCGGGAUUUAACUGUAGCAGACAGUGUUUAUAUCCAAGUUAUGGAUGGAAAUGCACACUAGAAUGUAAUUGUUCAAAAAAAUAUUGCAACCUCUCCACGGGUUGUGAAAAUAAAACGACAUGGGAACAAGACAUCCAUACAUCUGCCGGUGCAGUGGGUCCUCUUUUUAAUGUGAUGAUCAUUUGCUUCUCUGUGUCUGCUAUCCUCCUUCUGGUGUUCAAAAGUUUAAAAUGUUGGAAGUACAUCAAAUGUCGAUCAACGGUUAAAGAGGAUGUUACCGAGGAAAACCAUUAUCAGACAAUAUCAGACCACGAUCUAUUCAAGAAAUUAAGCAUAUAAGCUAUAAUUUAUUAUUUAUUUACAGGAUUCAUUUAUAACCUAACAUUUGUAUGCAUCAUUUUAUUUGCAAAGUUUAAUCAAUGAUAUCUCAUUUCGAUGAUGUUGGCAAGUUUGAAUUUUUUUUCGAAACCUUUGUUUUGAACAUUGUGUUUGUUACAAUUUUCGUUAAAUUUCCUUCCAUUUUGUCCAAAUUAAAGAGAUGCCAGACAAAUGGACAUCAAUAUAAUUAUGAGGGUUCGUUUAUGUCGUGUUGCUCAGUCAUCAAUAGACUAGUAUCUCGGAGUUCGGAAAUUACAUGGAAAACUCCAAAAUUAUACGAAUUUGUCAUUAUUUUCUAUAAACUUCUAAUUAUAUAUAAGUAAUUUUUGCGAACCUCAUUAUUAGAACCAUUUUAACAAGAGCUUGGACUUUGGUUAGUUGGUGUCAAACUGCAAUGUGACGGAAGCCUGUCUAUUUCAUUGUAGGCCACUCAGCCAUUGUUCUUUGAAAUCAACACGAUUUGUCUGGCUUUUGAGCUAAGACUACUCAGUCGGUGUAUAUUUCACCUGAAGCCAGCGUCAUUUUUAACUUGUUUUGACGCAAGAUAUAGAUAGUUACGUCCUACUGAAAGUCCAAGGCCUUGUUAAAAUGGUUCUAAAUUCAAUAAAACCCCACAACACUACAAACUCAGAUACCAAUGUUUGUAAGGAGGUGUCUAUCACCCUGUCGGCACCGAAAGCAAGUAUACAGACUCAUAAAGACACACACAUUAUAAAACAUAUGGCAAUAAUUUUCGAUUAAACAAACAGCUGCAGAUUGUAAGAAAUGUGAUAUAACAUUCACGAAUAAAUUACAAUAUUUGAGCACUACUUCACUACGGGCCUAAGGGUGAACUCUUAACGUGCAGCAGGCUCCGCACCCCCAGAAAUGACCCUUCAAUAAUGUGAAUUUUCGUUGUUUGCGCGUGUUAUGUGUAUCACUAUGUGUGCCUGAAGGCACACAUUUGUGCUUUCCAUGAAUUCAAAGUGCUGAAAAAAUUUACACCAAUCUGAUUUAGCAUACAUAUUUAUUUAAAGAAAAUAUAGAAAUCAGUUCUAAUACUUGUCUACAUGUACAUGUAUAUCAAAUUAGAUACAGUGUAAGUC
This is a messenger RNA of Magallana angulata, 1762 nucleotides long. RefSeq lists its product as uncharacterized. Lineage: Eukaryota; Metazoa; Mollusca; Bivalvia; Ostreida; Ostreidae. Bases 138 to 638 code for a protein of 166 amino acids. The record is from RefSeq and is a predicted model, not a curated record. The transcript is spliced from 4 exons.